Messenger RNA from Osmia lignaria (orchard mason bee), 2076 nucleotides. It is a transcript of the gene LPCAT, whose product is annotated as lysophosphatidylcholine acyltransferase. The record is from RefSeq and is a predicted model, not a curated record. Gene Ontology annotation, cellular component: endoplasmic reticulum. Lineage: Eukaryota; Metazoa; Arthropoda; Insecta; Hymenoptera; Megachilidae. Gene Ontology annotation, molecular function: lysophosphatidic acid acyltransferase activity; calcium ion binding.
UGUGUGUUCGGUAGGGUUCGGUAACGGUCGGAGAACGUUUGGCUGGUUCGUUCUAACCGCGAGCACAGUAUACCGCCGACCGACAACCCCUUCGCGUGCGACGAUGUUGCGUUGCGGCUGAUCAGAACCCUUUUUGUCUUCGCUGUUUUUUAAUUCUGUCUCAUUUCGAAAGUUGUUAUCAGUGCAAGCAGUUGAAAUAUAUCAUCGGAACGUCUUGCACCUGCCGAUACGUAUCGACGUUUCGCGGCCAGCAGUGUGUGACAGAUCGAGCCGUGUUAAGUCACAACUCGGUCUAUCGUUUCGUUUCUCCCCUUACCCUGUCUUUCCCUCUCUCCCACCCGUUGAAAAAACAUGGCUGAAGCCAAUGGGAAGAUGCGGAAUAAACAUGAGGACAUUGAUGCUGCAUCCCUCGGUGCUGACAUUCUCAAUCCCUUCGUGCAUCGUCUCGAACUCGACACAACCUAUGACAAGCUCAAGACCGCAUUCCUGACGGUAGCUCUUCUACCAUUCAGGUUGGCUGCAAUCACGGCUCUGGUGAUCAUGGCCUGGCUUUUAGCUUGUCUAGGUCUCCUAGGACUGUCCGAGGAAGAUCUACGUCGAGCUCCUUUGACCGGAUGGAGACGAGACAUGCGAAUUGUGAUCUGCUGGGUGAUGCGAGCGUUGUUCAUCUGCGGGGGAUUUCACCAUCUGAAGGUCAAAGGUCGUAAAGCGGAAACAAAGGAUGCCCCCGUGUUAGCCCUAGCCCCGCAUUCAAGCUUCUUCGAUGCACUUCCGGUCGUUUACCUCGGCGGACCGAGCAUCGUCGCGAAGGCGGAGAUCGGGCGCAUUCCUUUUUUCGGAAAAUUAAUCAACUAUACACAACCGGUCUAUGUUUGGAGAGAAGAUCCGAAUUCACGGCAAAAUACCAUCAAGGAAAUUAUUGAAAGGGCUACAUCGAAAGAGGAUUGGCCACAGGUUAUGAUCUUCCCGGAAGGUACAUGCACCAAUCGAUCGUGCCUAAUUACUUUCAAAUCAGGUGCAUUUUACCCUGGUGUCCCCGUUCAACCCGUUUGCAUCAGGUAUCCCAAUAAAUUGGACACGGUAACAUGGACAUGGGAAGGUCCUGGAGCAUUGAAGUUACUAUGGCUAACGUUGACUCAACUGAAUAGCAGUUGUGAAAUAGAGUUUCUCCCUGUGUACAAGCCGAGCGAAGCUGAAAAAACAGAUCCCAAGCUUUAUGCAAACAACGUGCGACGUCUUAUGGCAGAGGCACUACAGAUUCCUGUAUCAGACUACACAUACGACGACUGUAGAAUUAUUACUAAAGCUCAUCAAUUGCACAUACCACAUGCGUCCACUAUAGUAGAAGCCCAUAAGCUUCGUAAUAAACUCGGCUUAGUUACAGCAAAGACGGAAGAAGAAUUAGUUCAAAAGAAGACAGAAAGAUUUAGCGAAGAAAUGAACUUGCACGAAUUUGCGCAAAUCCUUAGAAUAGAUGAAAAGGAACCUGCUACGCAACAACUCUUCCGAAUACAUGACAAACAAGCGAAGGGUAUAAUAGAUUUCGAAGAGUAUUUAUUCAUAGUAUUAGCCACAGCAAAGGCAAAUUCUGAACUAGAAAAAGUCGAAACAGCGUUUGAAGUAUGUGGCACAAAAUCAUUGUCCUGCCUGAAUAAAAUGGAACUGCGAAAGGCUUUGAAACUAGCAUUAAGUUUACCAGAGGAAGAAUCGGACAAAAUCUUUCAGAAUGCUAAAAUUGAUUCUGCUGAUACGACAGUAAAUUUCGAAUUCGUGCUUGCCGCGCUAGCAGCGCGAGCAGAAUUGGCACAUAUAUUCGUUGGGAACACCGAAACGAGGAAAAAAAAUAUUUGAGAAUAUUUAAUCGACUCGUUCCGUGCUCAUCGAAGAUGCAGGACACAUCGCGUUUGCAGCAGACCGCUUUUAAAUCAGGCAUGCGCCAGUCCUGUAUAACUUUGCUCCUCUCUUGCUGAUAUUACCCUUUCAACGAAUAGAUAGCCAUUUUCUUUUUUUUUUUAGUAUUAUUAUCGUUGACGAAGCAAGAAGUACCGUCUAAGGAAAUAAAAAAAAAAAAAAAAA